CGUGACUGGACCUCACGUCCGUUCCGUUCGGAAUAGCAGACGCGUUAUGUGCCUGAUGCACCGGAUCAUCCUCCGAAAGCCGUGACGAAGAGAGACGCCAUCUUGUGAACGACUUUGCGAAGAACGCCGAUAUCGAAGAAUACGUAUCUUUCUCGAAGAACGCCUUCUCGGAAUACCUCGCUGUUGCUUGCUUAGUUACAUCGCCUCUCAUUUUGAACCUCUCCCUUUCACAUCUCGAUAUCGAUCAAUCACGAUGGCUUCUCCGCCGUACGCAACCUCUCCAUCAGGAAUGUCACCUCCCUACCCAUCACCCGCUCAGAUUCCCAACAAGAAGCGCCCAUCAACUCUCGACGGCUCCGCACCUCCUCACAAGCGCCGCAAACCCUCCCAGACCUCCGUCUCAACCAGCUCCGCAGCGCAUCCUCUUCGCCAAACAUCCUUCCCUCCCGAAGCACGAUCUCCAUUCCCACGCUCUCCAUCCGUAGAUGCCCAGUCCCAUGUGAGCGGCAGCGCAGUGAGCACAACAGCCAGCGCAGCACCGAAGAAGAAACGCGGCCGCAAGGCGAAGAACGCCAAGGCAGAUGAUGCUCGUGAACAGACGCCCAGUCUUGUCGGAGGACGGGCGCCUACUGCUGUGAGCGGACAAGGGGGUGAGAAGGAGGAUGACGAUGAGGAUGAUGAAAAGGCUGAGAUGGCGCUGGAGGACGUCGUUGCCAGAACGCAGGAGCAGAAGCAGGAGGAGAUUCGACUGCGAGCUAUGCUUGUUGAGGCUUUUGAUUCUCAGCAGUAUAACCGAUAUGAGCUCUGGCGUGCAGCUAAAUUGGCUGAUAGUGUCGUCAAACGAGUCGUCAACGCCACGGUCUCUCAAUCGGUCCCGCAGAACGUUAGCACAGCUGUCAAAGCAGUGGCUAAGCUCUUCGCUGGUGAGAUCAUCGAAGCCGCUCGCAAUGUACAGGGAGAAUGGAUCCACGCUGGAGAGAAGCAGAGCGAACUACCUACACCUCCACCCUCGACAAACGACGACCCUGCUGCAGCAGAGGAAGAGAUUGAUCUCAAGCGCGGUCCCCUCCGACCCGAUCAUCUACGCGAGGCCUGGCGCCGCUACAGACUAUCUGGAGAGAGCCGCGGUGUAGGCGUGCAGCAACUCUGGCAUGCCCAGCAGGGCGAUGGAGUUGAGCGCUUUUCGACUCGUACAGGAAAGCGACUUUUCAAGUAAGCUAUGACGAAUGACAGGCAGCUACGAUAAGGAUGAAAAGGCUGCGAUGCAAGAAAAAGAGCGAGUCACGAUGGGCGGAAAGGAGAUUGCACAGGAUGAUCGCCAAGACAUGGUCCAGAUGAGUGACAUAGACCUGACUUGGCAGAUAUGGAGAUGGGAUGGAUUCUUUCAAGCGUAAUAAUGAUACCCCCAAAAAUCCUGAAACAAAACAGGAAAUGGAACUUUGUACAAUACUACCCAAAUCAAGAACAUGAAUAAGGCAUAUGCCAAGAAGCGUCGUUUAUCGGAAAUAACAAUGACCCGAAUGAAUACUCAGUCAUUUGAUA
This is a messenger RNA of Fusarium verticillioides 7600, 1542 nucleotides long. RefSeq lists its product as hypothetical. Gene Ontology annotation, biological process: transcription initiation at RNA polymerase II promoter; RNA polymerase II preinitiation complex assembly. The transcript is spliced from 2 exons. Bases 254 to 1216 code for a protein of 320 amino acids. Gene Ontology annotation, molecular function: transcription coactivator activity; protein heterodimerization activity. NCBI's taxonomy places the organism in Eukaryota, Fungi, Ascomycota, Sordariomycetes, Hypocreales, Nectriaceae. The record is from RefSeq and is a predicted model, not a curated record. Gene Ontology annotation, cellular component: nucleus; transcription factor TFIID complex.